Messenger RNA from Caenorhabditis elegans, 1273 nucleotides. It is a transcript of the gene nhr-134, whose product is annotated as Nuclear hormone receptor family member nhr-134. Lineage: Eukaryota; Metazoa; Nematoda; Chromadorea; Rhabditida; Rhabditidae. Gene Ontology annotation, biological process: regulation of DNA-templated transcription. The record is from RefSeq and is marked reviewed. Gene Ontology annotation, molecular function: sequence-specific DNA binding; DNA-binding transcription factor activity; zinc ion binding. Gene Ontology annotation, cellular component: nucleus.
UUUUUUUCUAAUCAGUAAAAAUGCCUGCUCCUCUAUUCUUGUCGGGGCCCUGCGAAAUUUGUGGCCAAAAAACUUCGGGACGCCAUUUUGGAGUGAUGAGUUGCAGGUCGUGUGCUGCGUUUUUCAGAAGAGCUGCGACAUGCUCCAGAAUAUUUGGAAGAUGCCCAAAUGGAAAUUGCAAAUUAUUGGAAAAUGGAAAAUUCAAAUGCAAAAAGUGCCGUAUGAAACGAUGUUUGGAGGUAGGAAUGGACGAAACAAAAUUUCAAUGCAACAGAGACCUAAUCUCCAGCUCCAAUAAAUUUCAAAAACGUGUUUCCUUAAUCGAACCACCUCCACAAUCCCUAUCAACAUUUCUCGGCCGCCCAACACUUUUAUUAUGCUGUGAGCCGACAAGAGCAUCGCAUAUCAAGACAUUGAUAAAUGUCACAUAUAUGGUAGAUGUGGCAAGGGAUAUUCUGAAAAGAGAUGUCUCAACUAAAAUUCCCUACCAAUUUCAUAACAGUCUUGAAAGACUAGCUCUAUCUCUAGAAGAAAUCCGAUCCAGAGAGCCCGAUGAGAAAAUAAAAAUGCUUCGAAAAAUCGGGCAAGAAGAAUCGCUUCUGAUUUGGGAGCAGGCUUUUCUGAGAGCUGUUGAAUGGUUCUCAAAUUUUUCGGAAUUCAAUGCACUGGAUGAGCUAUCAAAGAUGACAAUCUUAAAAUCAGCUUGGAUCUCAUGGACCAGACUCGAAAAACUAGCUGAAACCGCCGACCAUCAGAGAAAAAAGAUUUUCGGAGAUUCAGUCAUGAUGUGUGGAAAUGACGCGUGCCUUGAUUUGGCCAACUAUGAAGUUGAUCUCACAUGGUGCACAAAUUAUACCACUGAGCAGUUGUUGUUCUACCUAUCGCCAGAAAUUGAGCAAAAUCAUUUCCUCUCCUUGCAAGAAUUGGUGGAGCUGAACCCAACUAGCACUGAGCUCAGCUACAUGCUUCUGCAAAUCACUCUACAUCUUGCUGGCAAAAAGGCACAGGGACAGCUCCUGGAGAUUACAGAAAUGCUCCUAGAAGCCCAGGGAAAUCAUUUGCAUGAGUAUUACGUUAAGAAGUUGAAGAUGCCAAAUUAUGUCAUGCGGCUGGCAAAGUUAAUGAAGAUCAAUAGAAGGAUAGAGUCGGAUAUGCGGGAUCGAGUGGAGAAGAAUCAUAUUGCUAGAAUUUUUAAUAUUUUAAAAGUGGAGUUUUCGGAGCCAGAUAUGUUUGAAUCAACUUGAAGAGUUCUGAAAAUAAAUUUUUAUUUUAA